This is a messenger RNA of Syngnathus acus (greater pipefish), 3469 nucleotides long. RefSeq names its product iroquois homeobox 2a (gene irx2a). The transcript has 3 exons. Gene Ontology annotation, biological process: neuron differentiation; cell development; regulation of transcription by RNA polymerase II. Lineage: Eukaryota; Metazoa; Chordata; Actinopteri; Syngnathiformes; Syngnathidae. Bases 1490 to 3001 code for a protein of 503 amino acids. Gene Ontology annotation, molecular function: DNA-binding transcription factor activity, RNA polymerase II-specific; RNA polymerase II cis-regulatory region sequence-specific DNA binding. The record is from RefSeq and is a predicted model, not a curated record. Gene Ontology annotation, cellular component: nucleus.
GUAGCAGAAGCUUUGUGUUCGAGAGUUACUUGUCAUUGUUGCCAGCAGGCAAACUGCACUGUAUUUAUUUAAAUAACGGCUGUUUGCUGUUUACAAGUCUGCUAGACCACAAUGCACUGGGGGGGACAAGGACCUGAUGGAUGAAUACUGAUGAGGAAGACUGCUUGGCCACUCUCUUCAUUAGUUAGUUGCCACCUUGAGUGCUGUCCGAGGCUGCCUCAGGUUACAUCUCCCACAGAGGUCAUAAUGCCUUUAAUCACAAUAAUAAACGACGACUUUGCGCGUGGACAAGUUCAAAGAGCACAUACAUGAAUGCAGGCACGAACGCGCACGCACUCACACACAAAAGAUGUAGUGCGCAAAAACUUUUGUGACUUUUUGCACAUACGAUUGGAUUAUGAAACGAAUUUAUCAAACAAUUUUAAAACGCUUCUGCUAAUAAAUGCAUCAGUGGUGAUUAUGGUGAAACUGACAUGACAUGAGACUGAAAAUAUGGAACAAAUGGAGGAGCCAUGAACGCAGGGACGCCUCCCUAUUGCACAAUACUCAAGAGACGCGCGCGCACUGGACGUAGCGCGCACUGGACGUGGCGUGUACGUGGACCAGCUGCAAGUUUUCAUUUUAUAGCUUAGCUGCCAUUAACAUCGCCUUUCACUCGCUCGCGCGCGCUCUCUCUCUCACUUGUAGUUCUCAGUGUCAAUUAAGAUACAUUUGGAUUAGUUUGAAUCCUGCAGACUAUCGAACUGAGUAAACAAUAGAGCAAGACAAGUCGUUUAAAAAUUUGUUUUAAAGGUUGUUUAAAAGGCCUGUGGUGAAAACAGUUCGUCUAUAUUAACAUUUGUUAUUAUAAAAAUUGGGUAUGAUCAUAGUAAUUGAAAAAAAAAUCAAAAUAUGUUUGAGUGCCUCCGUUUCUGUGGAUCACCUGGUUUGCAUUAACGAAUUGAGGUAUGUCUGGUUUUGUUUAAGACAAAAAGUAAAUUCCGAGAAAGAGCACAGACCACGUGCUGGCUGCAGCCCUGCAUUUCUUGCAGUGGGCACUUUUUUUUGUUCCGAGACUCUUUUCGAGGCAAAAGGGGGCGGGUUGGAUAUUCAGAUGAGCCGGAGUGACAGCUCCAGUUCCCCCCAAUGCCGCGUGUGUGUAUAUGUGUGCGCGCGCGCAUGUGUGUGUGUCCAACUCCAUCGGCUCCUUCCCUUCCAACUCCCCACAUAGCGCUGCGUACUAAAAACACCGGACGCUAGGGGAUCAAGACGCGCGCCACCCAGCCUCUAUUGGGCUCUUUGACAAACCUUACGGUGUUUUGCCACAAAGGGGGCUUUGGAGGGUAGACUUUUUUAGGGGGGGUUCAAUUAUUUCACUGUCUGAUGUGACUGUUUGCACCGCCGGUUAUUGAGUCGAUUGUUACCCGCCCUGUGCGCAUUCCCCCUUCCCCUUGUGCGCCUUUUCCCCUCCUAACGCGUUUGGAUCGGCUGUCUACCCCCACGCGCACCCAUGUCUUAUCCUCAGGGUUACCUCUACCAGCCCCCGGGCUCGCUGGCUCUGUAUUCGUGUCCGGCUUAUGGGGCCUCGGCUCUGGCCGCUCCACGGAAUGAAGAUCUGGCGAGGUCGUCUUCCGGCUCAGCAUUUAGCCCGUACCCUGGAUCGGCGGCUUUUUCCGCCUCGGCCAGCUCGGGCUUCUCCAGUCCGCUGUCAUACUCCACGGACCCUGCCACGGGAUUCCCAUCGUACAUGAGUUCUCCAUAUGAGGCACACGCGACAGGCAUGGCGGGGGCGUUAAGUUAUCACCCCUACGGGAGUCCGGGGUACCCCUAUCAGCUCAACGACCCGGCUUACCGCAAGAACGCCACUCGGGACGCCACGGCCACCCUGAAGGCCUGGCUGCAGGAGCACCGAAAGAAUCCUUACCCUACUAAAGGGGAGAAAAUCAUGUUGGCCAUCAUCACCAAGAUGACGCUGACUCAGGUCUCCACUUGGUUCGCCAACGCCAGGAGGAGACUGAAGAAGGAGAACAAGAUGACAUGGGCGCCCAGGAAUAAGAGCGAGGAUGAGGAUGAGGAGGAUGGCGACGGCGAGAGGAAGGAUGUGGAGCGAUCCGAAAAGAACUUGGAUAACAGCGAGGCUUCGGCCGAGGAUGAAGGUAUUAGUUUGCAAGUGGACACUCUGACAGACCACUCGUGUUCCACCGAGUCAGACGUGGAAAAGGUGGUGUGUCGGGUGGGAGAUUUGGGCUCUGAUCAGGCACGGGACAAAUGUGAAGAUGACGUGGAGGAGCAGAACCACGCCUCUCGCUUUCAGCUCUCCCCCAAAUCGGUCACAACCUCGCCUCUGAUGGGAGUUGAAGCGCCGGUUUUCACUCAUCAGCACCAUCACCUUCAUCGCCUCCAACAUCUCCAACGCGAGGAUUUUGCUCGGAGCCUCGGCAUGUGCAACACUAUUAAUGCCAAUAAGUCCUGCAUUGAAAGUAGACCCUCCACGGGGGCUUCUCAGAACCCCAAACCCAAAUUGUGGUCACUCGCGGAGAUUGCUACCUCAGACCCAAAGCAGCAACAGGGGCAACAAAACUGCCCCUCCUCCUCUUCUAUCAGCGGGGGACUUCUGACUCCCCCGACUCCCUCCACAGCCUCCCCGUCUGCCACUUCACCCUCUCUCUACGCGACCCCCUCCCUCAUCGGAAGACCUAUUUAUUACACUUCGCCCUUUUAUAGCAAUUACACAAAUUACGGCAACUUUAGCCCACUGCAGGGCCAAAGCAUACUGCGCUACUCCAACUCCUCCGGGGUAAGUCUGGCUGCAGCAGCCGCCGCCGCAGCCGCUGCAGCCGCUGCAGCCAGUGAGGGUCUCGGCUCCCACCAGGGCUCUCCGGAGGCCGGCGCGCAGCCGAAACAACUCAGACCCGACUCGCCCCUGCUUAAAAUAAACUCAAACCAGACUGUUGGUGGUGUAGAGCAACAUCAAAAACCGCAUUACAGACCGGCAAAUUUGGAGGCAAAGAAGGGCACGUAAUUGAUCGUGAGCAAGUGAGGCAUCUUUAGAUUAUAUUUUAAACACACAAAAGCUGGGAGGAGACAUAUACUUGUUUCUAAAUGAAACAACACUUUUUUUUUUUUUUUAACCCCGUGUUCUCACUGAGAAGAUCAUUACUUUCUCAUUAUAAUUUUUCUUUUCCAUUGAGCGCGACAAACGCAUAAAAACACGCUUGUUUUAUUUGGGAGUAAAUUUGAACGACGUAUUCUAAGCAAAUUAAAAUACAUUUUGCAGGAAAAAAAUAUACUAUAUAUUUUGAUGGUUUUAUUUGUUCGGGUUGAAAUGUGCGUGCAGCGUGCACCUAGUUAAUGACUCAAACUAACGACAAAUAGACCCACGUCAAUAUGUGCUCACGUGCAACAAGUGAGUCCGAUCAAACUUGCGGACGGUGCAUUUCUCUUACUGGUUGCCAUCGAGGAUGAUCCAACACUUGCAUAUAUGCAAAUU